CUUGGUUACUUGUCAUAACAAAUGUAUUUUGUAUUAUGAAUAUUUUUAAUUAAAUUGAAAAUGAAUUCCUCCAUUGAAACAGAUGUUUUAACAAAACUAAUAGAUGUGGUAAGGUUGUGUCAGACAAAAUAUUCCAACAAAAAGGAACUUGCGACUGAAAAUGAUGAACUUAUUCUAAAAUUGUGCAAUCUUUGGGAGGAUAUAUUUAAUUCCGGUCUACGUUUAAAACCUAUCAGCGAUUUUUCUGACUUAGUUAAAAGUGUGCAAGAUGUAGUAUCUGGAACAGUUACACAAUCAUUUUCUUUUUGGGAUUUUUGUAAAAAACACUUAUCCAAACAUGAAAGAGAAAGAUUUGAAAAUUUAAGGAAUAUUUCAACCAAAGACGGAAAAAUAAGGGCACUAAUUCGCGCUUCCCUUAACGAACAUUCGUUGCAGCGAUACAUAUGCACAUGGUUAAGUGAUUCUACACUUAAAGAUAUCUACGAACCUAAUGCUCCUAUGAUCAACUCUGAAGUUACUAAUUUACUACCAAACUUAGCAGAUGGACUAAGCACUAUUAUAUUUGCUAUUAAUAUCGAUUGUAAAAGCUUAAAUAUUGGCAGAACACAAAUAUUAGAAGAACCAGUUAUAUAUGCUCCAACGCCUUCAACUACAAAUAAAAAAGCUCCAGCCAUAGAAAGGGAUAUCCUUUCGUUUGAAGAUGAUAUUGACGUUCAAGAUGCGGUAAAAAUUUUAGACAGUAUAAACGAUGCUUAUAAAAUUAAUUACAAUGGAGAAUCUGAUUCAUAUGAAGUCAAGGCAGACAACAAUUUAAUUCAAGAUACCUCAAUUAACUGUGAUAAAUUUUCCAUAGAAAAUAGUGAAAAUGCUCAAAGCGGUAAAACAACAAAGAUUAAAGAUUACCUUCAUAGUUUAGGUGGCCAAAUUUUUUAUGAGGGUGAUUCAAGUGAAAAAGAAUACUUCGAAAGUGAAUCUUCUUCAGACUUAAGUAAAAGUGCCAGUUAUUCUGGAAUCAAUAUAUCUGUAAGUCAUACAUCAUCGAAUGUAUCUGGGAAAAAUGAGCAGGAGAAAAUAAAAAAUUUGGAAGAACAAUUGAAAAUAAUGACAGAUCGUUGUAAAUUUUUAGAGAGUAGAGUAGCUGAAUUGAGUUUAGAAAAUCAUCGUCUGCAAAAAUUAAAAAAUUACAUUGACAAUGACUUUGGAAAUUUUAGUGUUACAAUACCUAAAGUUAAAUUAGUAACAGAAAGAAGUUCAAAACAUUAUAUUUAUGAAAUUCACAUAAUCUCAAGGGAACAAGAAUCAUGGAUUAUUUCUAAGCGGUAUAGUGACUUUUACAAAUUGUAUCAAAACAUGCUUAAAAAACAUAAUCAUCUAGUUAAAACAAUAGAUUUUCCCCCCAAAAAAAAAUUAGGAAAUAUGAAUGCAUCAUUUAUAGAAGAAAGAAGGCAACGAUUACAAAUGUUCUUGCGAAGUUUAUUGAAAGUGCUUCCGGAAAUAAAUUUAUGCACAUCAAAAGAGGAACUUGAAGGUGCAGUUCCUUUUUUCCAAUAAGUUAAUUUUUAAAAAUCAACAAAAAUAUACAUACAAAACGAUUUUAUGCAAAAAAAAAAAACUUGUAAAAAAUAUUUUAACCAAUUAAACAUUAACCUAAUUUAAUUUUAAUCUAUCAUAUGUAUAAAAGCAAUUAUAAUCUAUCAUAUGUAUAAAAUCAA
Condylostylus longicornis is the source of this 1712-nucleotide messenger RNA. RefSeq names its product sorting nexin-29. The transcript has 5 exons. Gene Ontology annotation, molecular function: phosphatidylinositol binding. Bases 61 to 1551 code for a protein of 496 amino acids. The record is from RefSeq and is a predicted model, not a curated record. NCBI's taxonomy places the organism in Eukaryota, Metazoa, Arthropoda, Insecta, Diptera, Dolichopodidae.